CACAGCCUUAAGCGGAUCUUUGUUUUUUUCCUUGUUCUGAUGUAUCGGUAUAUAAAGACAGCCUGAGAUUGAGCCGCACCGAUCAGAUCUUAUAUAAAGACAUGUGGACCCAUAGCAGGGGAGUAUGUGCGUGGCUUGUGGCUGUAACUGUUGUCUGUCUCGGAAAGGGGGCCAAUGGCUCGGCAAGUUUUAAACAUCUCUCACGUGAGAAAAGGGCAUUGCUGGAAACUAUUGCAGUUAAACAGGGUCAUCAUACUGCGAGUCACAUAAAAGACAUGCGAACCUUGUCUCGUGUAAAGCGGCACCAUAGCAUCGAUCACGUGGAUGGCUUUGAUCGCCAUAGAAUUAUGUUAAAUACUGUCGUUGUGACUGCACCCAGACUUCCUCCUAGACCGCCAUUGGAGUUUGGUUUACCUUCCCGUUGGGAAGACCCUUUUCCUUUCCCUUUUGGCGGCGGCGACUUUGUUGGAGGAGCCCGUAUCCCUCCACCACCACCCGGCCCGGUCCCGCCUGAACCACGGGAGGACAAGUACGCCAAGAAGAUGACAUACCAGCAGUUUAUAUAUCAGCUAGAGAAACUAGAGGCCCUUCUGCCGGAUCUUCCGCCCGACCAGAUGGCCCACAAGCUAAGGAUGCUGGUCGGCCGCUACAACAGCUUUUUGUGGAAAAUGAUGUUGAAUGUGAACACCCCGAUUCCGUUUGCAGGGCGGGACGUGGAGGGAUUUACAAUGACGCCGGCGCAGAAGGGGACGUUUGACCAGCUCCGCGAAAUGAUGGACCACAGGUUCAAGGGCGGCGCCGAGCUCGGGGUCAUCAAGGUCAAUGGCGAGACCGUCGCACUAGGGCAUGUUAUUACAGGGGCCACCGCUGGCUAUGACAACCAGAAGUUUAUGGGGAUGGACAACUUGUUCGCUACGACACUUUCAGGGGAUCUGGGUCAGUCGGGGCUGAGAAACAGCAGAGACCCAACCUCCCCACUCAUAGGCCCAGGAGGCACCUGGAAGAACGGGAAGUACGAGUUGUCAGGGAAAGGUGGCAUGGCAACGCGCGCGGAAAUCCUCGGUGAUAUCGAUGGCUUCAACAUCGGCAAGCGUAUCAUGGCGGAUAGAACAAAACCUCUGAGUCAGCAUAUCCGUGAAUAUUACACGGGGGAGAGCAGUCGCCGCUUCGGUAUAUUCAUGGGACACACCACCAAGGCCAACCUGAAGGCGGAAGUGUACAAGUUCGCUAAUCUCUAUGACUACAAGGAGGCUGGGCUGCUGGCGUCAGCACUGCGCAACUCCAGUCCUGAACUUGCCCUGCGGCGAGCAAAUGAGAUAGAAAGAGUCGCUACAGCCGCCGUCGAUGCUUUUUGUACGGCCUUCUCAUCUGAACUCGGAAGCUGGUGUAAAUAGAUACAUUACGAAAACACUGUCAUAACUUAAGAUCAAUUCUCUGAAAUAUAUUGUAAUAAACUAAUAAAGUAAAAAAACACA
Molecule: messenger RNA, 1475 nt
Organism: Mya arenaria
Lineage: Eukaryota; Metazoa; Mollusca; Bivalvia; Myida; Myidae
Exons: 5
Coding region: 102-1394 (430 amino acids)
Source: RefSeq, a predicted model, not a curated record